UUCGGUCUCGGUGGGAUGAGAAUGAAAAAGUUUCUUCCAUCAGUUUAAGUUCAGUUGAAAAUAUCGUGUCGAUCGAUGUAGACGGUUGAUAUUAAGUCUAUUUAGAUGUUGAUUAAAGUGUCAUCGUUGUUAUUUAGUGUAUAAAAAUUUAGAAUCACAAUUAACUGAUUGGGUUAUGAUUCUCAUAUUAAUACCCACUGUUUUUUUACUGUGCUGUGCUUGUUUAACAUCAUCACUAGCAUCAUCAGCAUACCAACCAUCUUCAUCUUCAUAUUCAUCCUCAUCCUCAUUGUCUUCACCUUCAUCUUCAUCUUUAUCCUCAUCUUUAUCAAUUUCCUCACCAACAGCAUCAUUUUUAUCAUCAAUUUCAUCUUUAUCUCCAGCAUCACUAACCUCAUCUUCAUCUUUACCACCAUUAACAUGGAGACAACAGCAAAAAUUAAUCAACAAUCAAAAAUUAAAUUCUCAUCAACACCUCGAAUUGGGUUCUAAUUGUUACACUUCCUCGGAAUGUUCAAAAUUUAUUCCAAAUAGUCACUGUGAAUGGAAUGAGAGGAUUUGUACAUGUCAACCUUACCAUAUACAAUUAAAUAGCACAGUUUGUUUACCAGCCUCAUUGUUAGGCUUUGGAUGUUCAAUUGAUGAGCAAUGCACAAUCAAAGUGCCAAACAGCAUUUGCAUCAACGGGACCUGCCAAUGUAAAUCAAACUUUGUCCCACACCGGAGGGAUAAAUGUUUACCACCUGCUAAGAUAGAGGAUUAUUGUCUUAAGGAUGAACAGUGUACUCUAGGGGGCAAAUACACCAAAUGCAAAUACAUAAUACCUCGAGUCUAUGGUAAAUGUAAAUGUCCCUUGGGCUAUGUGGUUACCGAUGAUAAACAAUGUUUACCUUCCGUUGGAUCUAAAUGUGAAUUGAACAGUGAAUGCUCAAAGAUUACACCUCAUAGUAUUUGCUCAACUUCAUUGAAACAAUGUGAAUGCGACGUUGAUUACAAGGCUUCCGAUGACAGAUCAAAGUGUUUAUUAAUUGUAAAACCAACUGAAACUCCAAAUGAUAUUAUUGAAGAUGAGGACAGUUCGUCGGCUCUUGAUUUAGGUCCAGUUUCGUUGGGUAAAAGGUGCCGAUCGUCAAUUGAAUGUCAAAUUCGUGAUCCAUAUUCCGCUUGUAUCAAUGGUGUUUGCGAGUGUAUCUCAAAAACACCCAAAUGUAAUUCAAUUAAUCCAGGCUGUCACAAUGAUACAUUUCAAUGUCGAUCUGGUCAAUGUAUAUCUUGGUAUUUUGUUUGUGAUAAGACCAAAAAUUGUGAGGAUGGAUCGGAUGAAGAUGAUUGCGAACCAUUUAAAUGUCCUAAGGAGGCAUUCCAAUGUGACGAUGGAACUUGUCUCAGUCGAUCAGCUGUUUGCAAUGGCCGAUGGGAAUGUCCUGAUGGAAGUGAUGAAGCAAGAUGCUAUAAGGGUAUUCCUUGUGAUAAAAAAUCAUUCCGAUGUAAAAGUGGACAAUGUUUACCUCAAUAUACAUUUUGUAAUGCUGUUACUGAUUGUCUUGAUGGAUCUGAUGAAAUACAAUCUGUUUGUGAAUACUCACCCAAAUGCCCCAAGGGUAUGUUUCAAUGUGACAAUAAGAAAUGUCGAUCCACAGCAAUCCUUUGCUCCGGUGUUGAUGGUUGUGGUGAUAAUAGUGAUGAAGAGAGAUGUGAAGUUUGCUAUUGUGAAAAACCUCCGAAUUAUUGAUAAUUAAUUUAAUUAUUAAUUCUAAUUUUUUAAUUAUUUAUACAAAAAGCUACAAAUUAUCAUUUCUUUUAAUAUAAUUAAACAAAUUGAUUGGAAACACAAUUGAUUUAGUUAAAUAAAAACUCACAUUUUGUGUUUACAAUUUUAAUUGUUGACUAAAUUGUCACAUGAUUGUUAUGAAAGUUGAUUACAAUUAAAAGGUAUUAAUAUUUAUAUAUCAAGUUACGAUAAUAACAAAAGGUUAAUGUUGAUUAAAUCAACGAGAACAACAAUUAACAAUCAGAAAAUAAUGUCCAUCCUAAUUGUAACAAUUAACAAGGUAAAUAGUUCAAUAGUCUCAACAUGUUAAUUGUCAAGAUGAUCAUAAUAAUAAUCACCAAACAGUUUACAAUUAAUCACAAUCGUUAUAAUAAUCAUUGCAUCAUAGAAUCAAAUCUGAAUACAAUUGAUCAGCUAAUUUAAAUUGUAAACAAUUAACUAAUUUUUCUGAAUCGAUUGUCAAUCAAUUUAACUCAUCGAAAGCAAUAAUAAUAAUAAUCAAUAAAAAAAAAGUUUCUUCCGGUGAGUAACAAUUAACACUCAAGGAAACAACAACUUGAAAUGGUGAGAAGCAAAAAAAUUAACAACGAUUAGUUAAUUGUAACCAGGUAACUCGAAAAAGCGAAAACAAAUCAACAUGUGACAAUUUAAAGUAAUUAAUUAAUUGUUGUUUAUUUAUUGUAACCCAGUGAGAGAAAGUCAAUCAAAAGUUAUCAAUGAAAAAAAGGAAGUGAAAAGCAAAAACUUUGAUUCUAAACCAAAGGAUCGGCCUAAUUUUGGUAGUUAAUUGUUACAAGAGUGAGUUAGUUAGUGAGUUGAUUGUUAGAAAUUAAAUAACACGGAAUCAUGCAAUUAAGCCAACACAUAGAAAGAGAGAGUAUUUAAAUUUAAUUCUUACUUUUUGAUCACAAUUAACAUCGACAAUUGAUGAUUAUUUGUCGUUGGCUCAUUUACCUUUCAUUGUUAUUACAAAAAGCUAUUCAUUAACAUUCAAUUCAAAUUAUAUUCACCAUCAUCAUCAUCAUCAUCAUCAUCAUCAUUACCACUCCUAAUUGUUGGACAUAAUCAUCAUCAUCAACGACAACAAUCAAAUUAGAUUCCGUGUUACCUUGUAAAAAAAACACAGAAUCAACAUAAUCAUUAAUAAUCAUCUCCCUCUUUUCAUCUUUCUCCUCCUCUUCAUCUCUCUCACUAUUUUUACAAUCAGUUUAAUUGUUAGAAUACAAAUUUGGUCAGUUAAUUGUUCAACUUCAUCGUCAAAAUUUAUUUUUGGAUUAAAUUGUCAACAAAUCAACAUAAAAAAAAGGAAUCUAAUCUAUUAGUAGUUAACAUGUUCCAAUAUUUCGUUACAUUAUUUACCGUUUUGUUUUUGUUUCUGUGUUUUAUUGAUUCGAUUUCGGCUCAAUCCUAUGGUGUAGUUCCCCCCGGUGGGUAUGGGUCAGGUUACAGUUCCGGUGUUUAUGGUACUUCGGGUGCCAUGAUCGGUGGUUAUUCUGUUGGCUCUGAAUUGACCAUGAGACGAAUGGAAUUGGAAGCCCGAUGUCCGAAAGCUUUUGUUGAUCUUCGCUAUUCAGAGUGUAAAGAUGAUGCUCGUUACGAUUGGACGGGAACUCGAAACACUCUGAAAGCGGAAUGUUGCUUCGUACUUGACGAUGCUCAUUGUCUCCGUGAUUCCAUGAAACGAAACUGUCCAAUUGAUGUGGUCGAUUUUUUCGAUGAGAUAAUGUUGACCUCCGAAAACCAAUGGAGAUAUUCAACCGAGUGUCAUGAUUACUACAAAAGAUCAUUAUGCCAUUUUCCCGUUUGGGCGAUUGUCCUUCUAUCAAUUAUCGGUGCUAUCUUACUAUUCGGUUGUAUCGGUGGAAUCAUCUAUUGGAAAUGUUGUCGUUAAUUGUCAACCAAUUUUCUAAAAUUUUUUUCUCUUCUAAUUAACUUUCCAAUCUAACGAAACAAUCAACUAACCAGCCGAUUGUUUCAUCACCAAAAACUAAAUCAACGAGAUUUCUGUGUGUGUGUGUCUCCUUUUAAUUGUUUCCUCCAUAAUUCACACAAUUAGUUAAUUAGAUUUCCCAGAAUUUGUUUUUCUAAUCAUUAAGUAAAUUACAAACUCACAACCGAACAAUUAAUUAAUCAAAAUUCCCUCCUUUUCUAAUUGGCGCCUAAUCUUAUUUUCUGGUUAAAAGUUUUCACUUUUAAUUGAGACCUUUUCGUUUUUCUUGUAUCAUUAUCAUCAUCAAAACAAUCAACAAUCAAAUAAAUUGACUUUUAAACAAA
Molecule: messenger RNA, 4045 nt
Organism: Panonychus citri (citrus red mite)
Lineage: Eukaryota; Metazoa; Arthropoda; Arachnida; Trombidiformes; Tetranychidae
Product: sortilin-related receptor-like
Exons: 10
Coding region: 176-1732 (518 amino acids)
Molecular function (GO): protein binding
Source: RefSeq, a predicted model, not a curated record